AUGGGAGAGCCUUCAGCGGGGGCCCUGGGGGAGGCGGUCGUCCAGCAGACAAGCAUGAUGGGCCCGAGCCAGACCCCAGACGCGGAAACAAAACGAGCAGCAACAAGGGGACAAGCCCGGCUUGCGGAUUGGUCGCGCUUUCGAGAGUCCAAGGAUCCUCAACUCAAUUCGCCUAUAGAAGAAUAUGAGAAGUGGGCUGAAUCGCUGCUAGCUGCCAGGGAGAAAGUCACGAAAACGCUGCAGACCUCAGAGGAUGUCCCGGCAGUUGACAAUCACCUGCUCCACCUUUGGGAGGCCAGGAGAGGCCUCACCAGAAGAUGGAAGAAGCAAAAACUAAAUCGCAAGCUUAAAAUCAAAAUCGCUGAAAUCACACAACAAGCAGAGGAAUACGCGUGGACCUUGGCCAAGAACAACUGGCUAACCAAGUGCGACUCACUGAGAGGCGGGCUUGGCGCCAAGUCCGCGUGGAACCUCCUGCGAUGCCUGAUCGAGCCCAGCAAGACGAGGGGAGAGCAAAAGCGGAACCUGAAGAGAGCACUCCACGGCUAUGCAGGAACGGAUGAGCAGCUGGUGACAGCCCUCGCGAGCAAAUACCUCUGUACGACCAAAGAUGACGAACCUGUGCUACAUUAUCAAGGCAAGGAUAAUCCGGAACUCGACAGAGACUUCGAUAAAGAAGAAAUACAGGCGGCGUUACUAAGCAUGAGAAGAGGUACGGCGCCAGGACAUGACAAAAUCACAGUAGGCUUGCUUGCCAACAUGAACAAGAAGAUGCUAAGCCACCUGACGGUUUACAUCAAUGAGUGCUGGAGAACUGGCAAACUCCCCCUGGCGUGGAAAUCGGCAUACGUCAGCUUUAUCCCUAAGCCGGGCAAAGAAGUAAGCAUUAACAACCUCCGUCCGAUUUCGCUCACUUCAUGUGCCGGCAAGCUGAUGGAGAAAGCAGUGCAUACCAGGCUUUCAGCGUAUUUGGAGGAAAACGAUUUGAUGCCCCACACCAUGUUUGGCUUUCGGGAGCGCCUAUCCACGCAAGACGUACUGUUGCAGCUCAAGAUGGAAGUUAUUGACCCACCCAGCAAACGCAAUAGUAGAGCCAUCUUAGCCCUGGAUCUCAAGGACGACAAGAUGAAGCCCCGGUAG
Molecule: messenger RNA, 1140 nt
Organism: Dermacentor silvarum
Lineage: Eukaryota; Metazoa; Arthropoda; Arachnida; Ixodida; Ixodidae
Exons: 3
Coding region: 1-1140 (379 amino acids)
Source: RefSeq, a predicted model, not a curated record